Molecule: messenger RNA, 2257 nt
Organism: Eriocheir sinensis (Chinese mitten crab)
Lineage: Eukaryota; Metazoa; Arthropoda; Malacostraca; Decapoda; Varunidae
Exons: 2
Coding region: 52-2142 (696 amino acids)
Molecular function (GO): RNA binding
Source: RefSeq, a predicted model, not a curated record
GUACUUUUACAAUUCAAAGGUUGCCUUUGAAAUAAAAAUCUUCACAUUGAAAUGGAACUCACCCCAGUCUACAAGGCCGUCAAACAGGCCAUCGUCAAGGGCGCAAUGAUGUGCGCCGGGCUGGGCCUUGUUGUCCUGCUUGUCGGCGCGGUGUGGAAGGCAGCCACCACCGCCUCGCGGGUGUGCGAGGUGGUGCAGGCGUGGGAGGACAAGGGCCUCCACGCCACCAAGGUGUGGCGGGCGCGGGAGCUGCUGGCCCGCCAAGUAUGGCUCGGCCCCCUGCGCCCCAGUUCCCCUCUGGAUCCCCUGGAGGCCUGCGGGCUGGUGUCGGUCCAGGCGUCGGCCUGCUGGUGGCGGCUGCUGCUGCAGCCCCGCCAGGCAGGGCGGCUCCUUGCCUGCCUGGAGGAGCGGGUUAUUGAAGCCGAGCACGACCACGAGGCUUUCGGAGUUCGCCUGUGUUGGGGCGUCGCCCUGGCGCUGGUGGUGCCUCUGGGCCUCUUGGCCGCGCGUCACCUCCUCCGCCGCAGAGUAAAGGGAGUUACUGGGCAACAGGAGAGCCCAAGUGUCGACUAUUUCGUAGAUGCCCCUGAAGCCGAUGCCUGCAAGGCACUGGUGGAAGACUGGGCAACACCGGCAGCCGAUAGUGAUGUAAUGGAGGAAACUUGGACAACAGCGACAACAGCUGUUGAAGAGAUCAAUGAAGAGGAAUGCUGGGCAACGCCAGCAGAGUAUAUGGAGGAGUUGACGGUAACGGAAGAGGAAAGCAAGGACACGGAAACAGAUGAUGAUUCUGUAGGCGCAGAGUCUACACCUACAGACUUAUCCCCUGCAGUAGACAACUCUGUGGAGUCUGAGGUGGCGAAAGAUAAUGAGGAAAUGGACGUGCUGGCCACCGCAGAGAAUGUGGAGUGUAAGAAAGUGAAGGAAGAAGGCGGUGGCGAAGAGAACAUUGAGAUGGAAAGAACAGGUGAUGCAGAUAACAAGGCCGCCGAUACAGCAGAGGAAGCGGCCGAAGUGCCGCCAGUUUCUGGCGACUUUAUGCAAGGCAAAGUGGUGAGCAAGGAUCCCGUGGGUCUCGCGGGCCACGAGUCGCAAAGCAGCACGUUGGCGGCGGAGGCGGUGCCCUUCGAGGGGAAGGCAGUCACGAAAAAGAAAAGGAAAAAGAGGCGCAAGAAGCUGGACCCUGCAGUAGAUGUGCUGAAGGCAUCUGGUGAAGCACAUGUCAAAGACGAUUACAAAACGGAUGCCAAGACUGACGCAAAGAAGGAGGCGGCACCAAACGCUGAGACCAUGGGAAAGACGAUGCCAAGGGCUAAGACCAAGGGAAAGGUGGUACAAAAGACUGAGACCAAGGGAAAGGCGGUGCCAAACGCUGAGGUCAAGGUAAAAGCGGUGCCAAAAGAUGAGAUCAAGGGAAAAGCAAUGACUCCUGCUGAUGGGAAAGAGACCAAAGCAGUGAAGGAGAAUGUUACGUUGAAGCAGGUCACGCGGAGGAAAAAUAAACCUGCAGCGACACAACCUAUGACACCCCCGCCAAGCCAGCCCCUCCAUAGCGUGCGGCAGUCCUGGCAGGAGGACGUGGUGACGGUGCGGCUGCCGGUGCCGCCGGCCAGACGGAGGCACGUAAUCGGCCAGCGCGGGGACAUAGUCCGGCAGCUGCGGCGGGACUACCCUGGCGUGCACGUGGCGGUGCCGCUGCCGGAGGACCCCGACGCCCACGUGACCUUCAGGGGCCCCAAUAGCCAGGCGGCCGCCGCGUCGCGGGAAGUCGCCAAGCGCCUCCAGGUCAUCGAGGCUCAGAUCCGCGAGGCCGCGCGACGCCGCCAGGAGACCGUGGCCACGGCGGUGCUGGACGUGGCGCCCAACAGGCGGCGCCUCGUGGUGGGACCCGGGGGCGAGGAGCUCCUGAAGCUGAAGCAGCAGCACCCCGGCGUGAGGGUGUCGGUGCCGCCCUCCAACGACACGGAGUCCCGUAGCGUCACCAUCAGUGGGCCGCCCGCCGAGGUUCGCGCCGUCCAGGCCAAGAUCAAAAACCGCCUGGCAACGCUCGAGCAGCAGCGAAAGCUCAUCAGGGCCAGCUGGCGGAGGCGACGCCGAGGAGCGGCUUCGGCGCCAGGGGCUUCCCCGGCCAAGGGUUGCUAAAGUGUUGACGCCAGUUGCCGCUGUAUCCGUGUCCACAGUGUUGUGGCGGCCCGCGGGGAAUGUUUCAGGAUUUCCACGGAGAUUACUUACUUAGCUGUGUUUCUUACUUAAUAUC